This is a messenger RNA of Colletotrichum gloeosporioides, 1773 nucleotides long. RefSeq lists its product as uncharacterized. The transcript is spliced from 5 exons. The record is from RefSeq and is a predicted model, not a curated record. Lineage: Eukaryota; Fungi; Ascomycota; Sordariomycetes; Glomerellales; Glomerellaceae. Bases 1 to 1773 code for a protein of 590 amino acids.
AUGCCGCAGGCCGACGAACGAGAACCUUUGGAUUUUCUCGAGGCCGAGAGGCUCUGGAGUCCGUUCAGUGACCCGGAAAGGGUACCGACUCUUUUCAAUACACCUGGCGCGAAGUUGGACGUAUGGGAGACAGGACUACGCAAUAAAUUCCCAGAGGAUAUUCUGUCACUUUCUAAGCCUGAUGCGAUUCGCAAGCAUUUUAUUCGAUCUGAGAAAGACCCUCAUAUCCGCCAUGUCUUUAUCGGGUCAAACGACUCUAGAUCGCCAAUGAAUUGCUCUCCUGAAGUAUUCCGAUUCAUUUGUGCCUAUCACCAAGUUGAGCCUUUCUUCCUGGAGGCUGUUCUUUCGUUCGGAAGACAACCGUAUCCAAUCGAUUACUGCCUGGCCCAUUUCAGGUCAAAGACACUUGUAGAAUGCAAGGCCCCAGUUUCUCACGCACUUCCGAAGUUUGGGAGGUCAGGAAAUUCAACUCACGUAUCAUACUUGUUACGUUCCGUCGAGCACUCAGGGGCAAAGGGUAUCGAGGGAUGGCAGAUCAGACAAGCUGCAAAUUACCACACCUUUGACCUCGAGACUGGACGAUCUUUCUGGUUCACUAUCAAGGCCAACAAAAUUUUCAAGAAUCGCAUCAAGGACCUGACUCCCCGGUUGAGAAUUCCCACCAAACCAGAAACCGCGGAUGGCAAUAUCGUUCCGUAUCUGAAGGCAUCUCUGGACACCCACCUGCUUUACAUUUCCUGGUGUGACGAGGGCUGGCGUGACUUCAUCAACGACUUUGAAACCUCGAUCAGGAACAUCGUGCUUCCCGCAAAAACUGCGCUAGUUGAUGAUCAUAUCAAUCCUGAGUCCUCUCAGUAUGACGUUCUGCCAUGGGCAUUGCAACAAAAGCGAAGGCAACGCACUAUGUCGCAUGGCCAAUCCAGAGCUAACACCGGGCUCACCAGCAAUCAUAGUGAGAAAAGGGCUCCGAGUACGGUUCAAGAGCGAGUCUUUUCCUUCAGUCACUCAUUUUUUGGGUUGAAGACGACUAAACCAGAUGAGGAACAGGGACUUCAAUCGGAAAACGCAGCAAACCAUCGGCAAACCCUCAACUCAGGACUUGACCCGUCCGGAUCCCUGGACAAAUUACGUAUCAAAGAUGUUCAGACUCUUUACAGUCGGUCAGAGCUAAUGCAGAGGUCGCUCUUGGUAUUGGAGCUGAACACUGGGGUAUUACGUGAUCUCCAUGUCUAUUAUAGCAAUUUAACGAAGACUGAACUCAAAGAUCCGAAGUAUAAAGACGUCGUGGAUGAUUUUCUAAGGAGACUUGAGUCAAUCAUCAGAAGGCUCGAGACGAGACGAGCACAGCUGAACUCACUCUCUACGCAUCUCACUCAGAGCAUUCAGCUGCGAUCGAAUCAGAUUGGAAUGGAUUUUGCGGAUGUUGCCCACGAAUCAAACAGACAGAUGAAUAUGGUUGCCAACAAGACAUCCAGACAGACAGCUUCUAUGCAUGUCAUCACUGUCGUAACCCUAAUCUUUCUACCCGCCACAUUCGUUGCAACUUUCUUUCAAAGCGGAGUGUUGGCCCAGGACGACGAUACCGGUGCUUUCAGUUUUCAGCGGGAGAGUUUUCGACUCUUUGGCCUUGUUUGUGGGCCAUUGACAGCCGUCACGAUCGGAACUUGGUUGGUGGUAUUCGUGAGUUUGAAGUGGAAGGCGAAGAAACAGGCUCGGGCUGAGAAAGAUCAGCGUGUUGGAACGUGGGGGGAAGAGGACAUUAAACGACUGUAA